UUGGUUUGUCACUGGCUGUCAUUCUGUCAGAAAUGCUAUUAAGUUUCACGGGUUGUCAAAGAGAAUAAAAACUUGAUAAAAACAAACGAAUCGGGGCGGUGGCGUUGCACCGCAAACCCAAACAAUAAUUGCUAAGACGAAGAAAGCGUAAUGUCCGUAAUCUAAUUACCGUAGUGAGGUAAUACCGCCGAUCAAGCGACUACAAAGUCAUCACCGGGCAGGAAUACCGCGGCACUUUUCCGAGAUGAGACCUCAAGGCGACUACAGGAAUGGCGAUGGACGAGAGGAAGACAGCGAAGGCGAAGAAAGCAGUGCACUUGAAGACGAAUUAUCCUUGUAUGACCCCGAUGCCCCAGCACGAGCUUUAAGCGCUUUAAACGCUUUACGCAAGUCCCGACAGCAUUAUGACGCGGUUCUCGUCGCCGGAGGAACUGAGGUUGCCGCCCACAGAGCAGUCCUCGCCGCUGCCUCGCCAUACCUACUCGAAGCGUUAUCACCAGCCCCCGUGACCACAUCACCAGCACCGGCUUCCGCUCCUGUGUACCGGGUGGAAGACGUGGACGCGGACGCCUUGAGGGAACUUGUGGAAUACGCUUACACCGGUCGAGUUCGGGUCAAAGAUACGCUCUCGGCCCGGAGAUUGUAUCGUGCCGCCUGGAGGCUGCGUGUCGAGUCGGUCAGGGCUCACCUGGCGGACCGUUUGCUGAAGCGAUUGGCUCCGGCAGAUUGUCUGGAGGUUCGGUCUCUUCCCGAUCUUUCGCCCCAUCAUUUGGCACAGCUGGACGCUUAUAUUGCGCAGCAUUUCGAAGCGGUAUGCGAGACAGGAGCGAUGGCAGCCCUGCCUGUCGUCCGCAUCGAACUGUUGAGGGAGGGGCCGAUACAGGGAGUGACCACCGCUGGGGGCGAAGACGCCCCUCAUGCUAUAGCCGACGCAGCGCUGACGUGGUUGCGAAGUCACGCACCGGAAUAUGAUCUGGAGGAGCUGUGCUCGAGGACCCACCUGCUGUACGUGGCGGAGCGCGGGUCGCUGCGGGACUGCGGCGAGCUGCCCGCCACCCGCGGCGACGCGCCCGAGCUGCAGGAGUACCGCCGCGAGGCCGCCCAGCGCGCCAAGCGCAGCCGCGACGCCGGGCCCGCCUCCGCCGCGCGGCCCCUGCCCGGCCUCGAGCUGGGCGCGCGCUGUGCCCGCCCCGCCUGCGCCGUGCUCGCCGCCAGGGCCGCUUCCGGGGGCUCGACGCGGGCGUUACUCGCCGUGCGGGGUAGGCUGGCGGCAGCACGCGUGUCGUGGCGGGACGUGGCCGCGGGCGGCGCCACCGGCACUCGAGGCGCGUUGGCCUCUGACACAGAACCGGAUUCAGCAGAGAGGCGCGCCCACUUAGCGACCGGCCGCUGCGCUCACGGCAUCGCGGUGCUAGACGGGCGUCUCGUGGUGUGCGGCGGCUACGACCGCGCGCGCGUGCUGCGGACCGCGGAACAGUACGACCCUUCCACCAACACGUGGUCAGCUCUGCCGGACAUGCGGUGUGCUAGAGCUCGGUUCCCGGCUGCGGUCCUCAACCACACGGUGUACGCGGUGGGGGGCAGCGAUGGACACACAGAACUGGACUCGGUCGGGGCUCUGCAGAACGGCUCGUGGCAGGCGAAGGCGAAGCUGCCCCUCGCGCUGUCGUACGCCGGAGCGGCGGUCGACCCUGGGGGAGAGAAUCUGUACAUCAUCGGCGGCUGGGCCGGAGGGGUCAACCUGAAAAGAGUAUUGAAGUAUUCGGCUGCUGAAGACAAAUGGACAGAGGCCCCUCCCCUCAACGCGGGUCGAUCGCAAUGCUCUGGAGUGUGGUGGGAGGGAUCUUUGUGGGCACUGGGAGGCUGUGACGCAUGGCACUGCUUGUCGUCCACUGAGACUCUGACCAUAAAUGGGGGCCAGUCGUGGAGCCCCGGUCCCCCCCUGCCGACAGCCCGGCGCUCCGUUGGGGGCUGCGUGUGGGGGUCGAGGCUCAUCUCGGCGGGGGGCUCGGACGGGGCCGCCUCGCUGCGGAGGACCGACUGGCUGGAGACACGCGACGGUACUUGGAAAGCUGGGCCUAAUAUGAGGAAAGCCCGCGCUGGCGUGGGGCUGGCCGUGGUGGGAGGCGUGGUGUACGCGGUGGGAGGGUUCGACGGCAAGGAGUUCCUCUCGUGCGUGGAGUGCCUGUACUCGCCCGACGGGGAGUGGACCUCGCUGUGUGUGCCGCCCGCCAACAUCAGGAGCAUCGCUAACCAUUCGGAGAAGAAAGAGAACGGCGUGCACUCGGAUUGAUACAACGUAAAUAAACUAUUAAUUAAAACGAACCUAAUUAUUAUGUUAUGACGUAUGAUUUUAGUUAUGCACUUACUCUUAGCAAAUCUGGGUUAAUCUUUUAUGUUUGCUGAGCAAAGUUUGAGGUCGUUUGAGGCACAACGCUGCAGAGUUUGCAUACGAGCCGAUCUAUUAGCUGGUCCUAUAUCUUAUUUACGAAUUAUUUAUGUUCGCUAAAGUAAUUAGAAAUUAUUAAUUAUAUAGUUCGACUCGUCUUCCGUCUCUUUCCCACGCGUGAGGACAAACGUGAGAGUGAGCGAGAUCGAUGUCAAAAUCAAAAAUCCCUAUAAACAAUCCAGAUUGCAUUACUUUUAAAGGAAUGAUGCGAAAUUUGCCAGACCUCACACAUUUUGGGUCAAUGGGAAUAUUUGGAAGUCGCGUCUCAAAGUCUGUGACCCAAGAUCUGUGAACGGGUAUGGAUCGAUGAAAACCUUUAAAUAAUAAUUGCGUAAUUAAUAUCGGCGUUUUAAAUUUAUAUAGAGGUGAUAUUUGUGAAAAGAAUAACGCAUAAGUCGUUUGGGUUAGUCGGUCCAUAGACAAGUACCUGCGUCGACGUGUAAUCUGUGUCUAUGGUUUUGAAAGUAUAAACGUAAUAUUACCUCGGUCCGCGUUUAAAUAAGUUCCGCACCUCGUCCGCCUUGACUUAAAGUUGAAAAUCGUAUAACAUACUUUACGGUACGCCUGAAGUAGGGUUAUGAACUUCAUAUUACCUCGGUCUCUUGCAAGGCGCCGUCCGGACUUAAAUGAGUUUCGCACCUCUUCCGCCUUGACUUAAAGUUGAAAAUCGUAUAACAUACUUUACGGUACGCCUGAAGUGGGGUUAUGAACUUAAUAUUACCUCGGUCUCUUGCAAGGCGCCGUCCGGACUUAAAUGAGUUUCGCACCUCUUCCGCCUUGACUUAAAGUUGAAAAUCGUAUAACAUACUUUACGGUACGCCUGAAGUGGGGUUAUGAACGUAAUAUUACCUCGGUCUUUUGCAAGGCGCCGUCCGGUCUUAAAUGAGUUUCGCACCUCGUCCGCCUCGACUUAAAGUUGAAAAUCGUAUAACAUACUUCACGGUACGCCUGAAGUGGGGUUCUGAUCAACACGGCGCUUUCAAGAGACUGGUUUGAAUAUUAGCCGUGGAUGUUUCAAAGACAGUAUGCUGUUAGAUCUGGCUCAUACAGUUGCUUAUAAACAUUUUUUGCAAUUAUAUACCUUAUUAACGUGCACAUAAGCCGUCUUAUAUACUGCCCCAAAGUAUGCGUUCCAGUUCGAAGAUUGGGACAGAAGUUAUAGAAUAAAAAAUUAUAUUUACGUUGUACUUGUAUGGAUCCCGCAAGACCAGUGAACUGGGGCACGUGUUCGCGUAGAGAUUCUAUAGUGACGUGGGUUUAGUUAAAUUUGCUAUCGAGUCAGCGCUCUGAUAUAGCGGUUGGCACUGACUUCGCUUCGCCUGCGCGGGCUGACGGUCUCUUUAACUAUUAGAAGCGUUUAAAAAAAUCGAUUUAUAGAACAUUAACUACCUCAAAAAAAAAACACGAUACGCGUCUUAAUUCAAACAAGGGUUUAAUUUUAAUUGUCUGCAUUAAAAGUACCAUAAAGUUAUUUGUAUUUGAUAUUUAUUGAGAAGGUCGCAUAAGGCGAAUCCUUUGGAAACAUACAAAGCUUAAUUUGGCAUAUGGAGGGUAGAGGUAAGAAGAACCGUCUCAUAUGGGAGAAGCUUGAAAAAGUGUCCCACUUUCAGCACUAAAUAACAGUUCAAAAAUCCUCCAGAAUGGCGCUAGCAUAGGCACAGGGUAUGAUAUGAAUUGGGCAGUUGUUAACUGAUUGAAGUAUGCUGAGUUAGGAAAUCUAAUAUAUUUAAUGACUAGAGUAGUUAGUGACAGUGUAAUAUACAAGACCUCACAUGUUUACGUAGUCCAAACUAAUUUCGUCAAUAUAACCUAAAAUUAUUGCUGUGGUAAAACGUGGCGACAUCGAUUACAUUUUCCUAUCAGCUUUAAAUGAAAUACUUUUAGUGAUUUUGUUGUGCUUACAGUUCUUUCGUCCUUUUUUAUUUCUCGUAUCUUAUUCUACUAACUUUCAGCGCCUUUUUUAAAUUUUACCCGGUUGCUACUGUAGCGUCACCCUUAUUUAGCAUAUUUUAAUGGCACCAAUUCACACACAGAGAUAGUUCUCCUUACCUCUACCCUCCAUAAUUUGGCAUGUACCCACUCACCCAGUGUUGAGUUAUCUUGACGUCUUAUGUCAACUGUCAACUGAACACUAGAGCUAAUGACACAUGUCUUAUUUUCACGUUCCAUAGAUUAAGAUAAGUUUUAAGCGCGUAUCGUAUUAUGCCUUUAAUUCGCAUUUGUAAAAUGUAUUUGUAUGUAAUAUUAUUAUAUAUUUAGAAUGAUAUAGUAUAAAAGAAAAAUUGUGUUUAAGAAAAGAAAAAAAAUACAAGCAAAAAUGAACACUGUUUUUCAAAUGCAUAACAAAGGAAUUUCUAUAACGGUAUACAAAUUCGAACUGACGUAACUCGUAGUCAGUUGACAUUAUGUUGUUUGCAAUAUAUUAACAUUGUUACUGGCACUUGGGACUUACGUAUGCUUUUCAACAUCCAUAAGCCAAUAUCUUUUUUUAAGCAGUAAACAGAGUAUCACACAAACUCAUGUUAAUCCAGCGAAAGACAUGUACAAAAUAUAUUUUUUAACAUUUAAAAUUUUAUCAACAAAACAUUAAAGGGUUUGAUUUUUUAGACUUUGAAUUGUAUCGAUUGAUUUUUCUAUGAAGUCGAUAAUGAACUGUGCUUUGCUCUAUGGAUAAGCUUCGGUUAAUCUAUAAUGUUUAAUAGAAAUUCAUUGAGCAAUAUAUAAAUAUAAAUAUGGUAAUUUCAAAGCUUAAAAGAAAUUGCCUCACUCUCUGUUUACUGGCUAAUUAAUUGGGAUAUGUUUUCAAGUAUUGAAGUAUUGAAGUUGAAAUAGUAUGUCCUUAUCAUGGCAACACACAAUUAUCAGUGUUAGUGUUGUAAACUAAAAGAAAUAGUGAGAAUAAUUAUUAAAUAUAAUGCAAUGAACCAUGAUUCAAAAGCAAUACUUGAUACUAAAAAUUGUUUGUGAUAGGAAACAUAUAUAUUUAUUAUUAAUAAAUCUGAUUAUAGUAUACUGUAAUGGGAAGAUAUAAUUAAUCAUUUUUUAACUUUGUCUAGUAACGAAAUAUUUACUCUCAAAAUGACUUGAAGUAAAUUGUUUGUUACAAUCGGAACAGCUGAUGUAACAUUAUAGUUAAAUCUCGACUGUAGGCGAAGAAUUAAGAUUCUGAAAAGAAAUGCGUUUAAAACUGCGUUUUUAAUUCACGGUUAAGAAUGGCGACAAGAAUCAUUCUUUUCGAUAAUCCUAUCUAUCAAUAAUGAUAAAUAUUUCAAUCGUUUUUGAGGGUAGAUUGAUCGGAAUUGUUGAAAUAUUUCUAGAGUACCCAUGAAAUUUUAUGAUCCCAAGCAACGUUUUAUAUUAUGUAUUAGUAUAUAUAUUAUAUACCUGAAGCGAAUAUUUGCCUCGACAUUAUUGUUUGUCUUAAUAUAAACGGAAGUGCAACAAUUUCUUUCAAAUGCUUAGAGGAAGUCUAGAAGUUAACGAUCUAAGGUUAUUGAUUGGCGAGCUGGGGGGUUUUUUUUAUCAACAAAAAACAUCUAAUCUAAUUAAAUUAUAUCUAAAUUGUGUCUAACAAAAAAUCACGGGACGCCUCUUCUUUGUCUAUGGUUAUGUACCUGAAAUUAUAACUAUACUUUUAAGAAAAAUAAAGGCUUCUUCUUAUGUCUAAAUUGACGUCUGAUGAUGUCUUUUUGUAAGCAUUUGAAUUGUUAACACUGCCUAUAAUGAUACGAUGUCGGUUUGUGAUAAUUUAAUUGAAGUUUCUAAUUGAAACCGCGAGACAUUAGUCAUGUUUCUGUGGGAUGCAGACUUACUCCAAAGCUCACAACGAGAGGCAGCUCGUGGUUAAUGUGCUGGUUGACGUCAGAAUCAGCAGGAGGCAUUACGUCUAAGACCCCUUGGAAAUUUCCUAAAAAUACGCACUGACGUAUGGCUAAUGUCUCCUGUCACAUUUGACAGACGUGACAUCUGCUAAUUUUGUAAAAAGGCCAAGACGGUUAUAUACGCAAUUAUAUAUUUUGUCUUGUCGUUACCAUCGAUACAGCCAUGUUCAUCGCGAAGUUAUUUUUAUACUCGCGGGAAGGAAACUUGAGGAAUUUUAUACGUGUAAUCUAAUGUGUACCGUUUGUAACAGAGAUUGAUGAUGUAUAAAAUUUAUUAUCGAAAUAAAAUAAAAAAAAUCUCUAGAAGAAAUUGAGUCAAUAAUUGAGUAUAGUACACAUGAGUCGACUAUUAUCAAAGCCGGCAAUGUGACUUUUGGACAAUUAUUGGUAAAUCAGAAAAACGAAUUAUUGACUUUGUAUUCCAUUGGCAGUCACAAAACUCUCCUGAACGACAUCUUAGAUAAAUAACAGGUUAAGUAUUAACCUUUAUUUAAUGCAGGUUUUGAACCGUAUUCUUUGAAGGAGACGAUUAUAUUAAAAUCAAUCUGUAUUGACAUAUCAAUAACAUUUUUUUGUCCAAAUGCACAGAUUGCCGCCACCUUUGAUAAUAGACGACUCACAUUAUGUUACAAAAGUGAAUUUAUGAAUGAAUUUUUUUUUUUUAAAUAAUUUAAUUUAAUAUUUUAAAAUGCCUUUAGUUUUAGUUUAGUUUGUAUUUUUUAUUGUGGCUAAUAGUUAUUUUUUUUAAGUCUUAACAUGAAAGCGACACGUGGACACAACACGAAGUUCCGGGGUUGAGAGAUUUGAAAUGUUUUUGGGUAGACAGGGAUCUUGAAACUGGCGAGAGUGGUCUGGGCGGCUGUGUGUUGCCGUAGUAGUAGUUAUUGAUGGUACGCGUGAGACCGUUCGGGCAGGCUUCUCGCCCGGUGAAUCUAGUAUGACCCCUCGAGGUCAAUAGAAAAGGUAGGAAAUAAAAGGGCAUGCUCAUGUGAGUCAUGCGUUCCAGUUUGUAAGGUCCACUCUCAUAAUACAAUUGAGGCUUUUUACUGUAGGACCUCUUGUGAAUCCGCUAAAAGUUUAAUUGUUUUUUUAUUUAUUCGUUUUUUUUUAGUCAUAACUGUCUAAUCUCAUGUGCAUUACGAGCAGUAAGCAACACGCCCCGCCCACUAGUACCACCAUACAACUGUCAGUUUGAAGUAUGUACCUCUAACUUCGAUGUCAAGUUUGACGGAUGUUGUUGUCAAUGUUGUUUUCACGCGAUCUCUUGUGUAAUGACGUGUUCGGAGAUUAUAUUCGGUUUGGGAACAUAUAAUCUGCCGUGAAGCAAUAACGCGUUUCGGUUUGAAAGGCAGUCGUUGUAACCAUACUGAGAGACCUUAGAACUUAUAUCUCAAGGUGGGUGGCGCUUUACGUUGUAAAUAUCUAUGGGCUCCAGUAACCACUUAACACCAGGUGGGCUGUGAGCUCGUCCACCCAUUUAAGCAAUAAAUAAAAAAAUGCAGCCACCCUGGCAAGUUGUGCCGCCUUCUGUGACCGAAUGUGACCUUCGAACGUCAUUCUUUCCUUCCAUUGUACUAUGUUUUCAAUAAAAGACAUUAUUUUUUAUGUAUUGAUUGUGUUACUGAGACGCGCAUGUGCUUACAUUUUAGAUGUGCAAUAAAAGGAAUUGCAACACACGUGUUAGUAAUUUUCGCGUGAGUCUAAUAAGAUGAUAUCGAGAGGUGAAAGAAGGCUAUUUGGUAUAAGUGACCUUUGGCUUUGUAAUUAAAGAUCCGUUUUAUUUGGUAUUAAUUAGCAUCGACAAAUAGCUGAAGAAGAUUUUUUGUCAUGAUAUUUUUUCCAAAUUUAUACUUUAAAUGGCUGUCUGACGAAGUUUCAAAAAUGUCGCUUAAACCAAAUAGCUUAUCACCCUUCGAUAUACCGGGUGUAUAGGAGACCGCUUCCGAAAAUGCAAGACAGAUGAUGGUACUAUGACGACACCUUUGAUGGAGGAGUUAUUUAGACAAAUGUUGUAUAUAAGUAUGUGUGCGAUCGCGCGAGUCUGCGCCGCGUCGUGCCCGGGAGUUCGUUGACCCGAGCAUCAGCUGUUUCAUUGCUGUUUUUUUUAUUAGUAAUGUAUUUUUAAUACGCUUUCAUUCAUUAGCAUCAGACUUAUGUAUGUUAGUUUGAACGUGAUUUUGGUCCCCUUCAAAACGUAGGAUUAACUCGAAAUUUGGUAUACUUAAGGAACGAUGAUAAUUAAAUUUUAAAAAAAUAUUGAAGAAAUUGAAAUUAAACUAAAAAAUGAAAAAUAAAUAAUAGUUUAAAAAAAACUAACAAAAUACGCUUUAAAAAAAAGCGUGGGGUGCAUGGUAUCAGUAGUUAUAAAUAUUUUAUGAACAGAUAUGAGUAGAAGGGUUAUUUUGUUAAUAUACUGAAAAGCACCCCGCGCUUUUUUUACAAGAACAUCAUUUUUUCUUACACUAUUUCUUAUUGAAAUAUAUAAAAAUUUAUUUUCUAUUUUUAAGGUUAAUUUUCUAUAAAAGCGUAUUUUGUUAGUUUUUUUAUUUAUGAAACUCGUUUCAUUUAGAUUUACUGACAUGAUGGAGCGUAAAGAAUGCUAAUAAAACGUUUUAAAAAAUAUGUUUUUUUAAAAGUCAGGAUCGAUUUUUUUCCUUCCUAUCAUCAAAGGUCAGCAGUACUAUCGUCAGUCGUAGUUUUCGGAAGCGAUCUCCUAACACCCGGUAUAGACAAUUGGUAGCCGCAGAAGUGUAAGUACAGGCGCGCACGAUUUUAGUAUUGCUGUUAAUUAAAAUAGUAUUCAAGUAUGUUGUGUUAAGGUACUUUUUUGGUUCGUUGAGAAUGUGGUUCAGUAUCGUCUGUGUCGCGUUCGUCUUACGCCUCGCGAGUAUUAUUAUUGUUUACGUUGUAAUUAUAUCGCAUUUUCGCCCCCA
Molecule: messenger RNA, 9263 nt
Organism: Bombyx mori (domestic silkworm)
Lineage: Eukaryota; Metazoa; Arthropoda; Insecta; Lepidoptera; Bombycidae
Product: influenza virus NS1A-binding protein homolog
Exons: 8
Coding region: 245-2293 (682 amino acids)
Molecular function (GO): protein binding
Source: RefSeq, a predicted model, not a curated record